Messenger RNA from Glarea lozoyensis ATCC 20868, 645 nucleotides. RefSeq lists its product as uncharacterized. NCBI's taxonomy places the organism in Eukaryota, Fungi, Ascomycota, Leotiomycetes, Helotiales, Helotiaceae. The record is from RefSeq and is a predicted model, not a curated record. Gene Ontology annotation, molecular function: DNA-directed DNA polymerase activity. The transcript is spliced from 2 exons. Gene Ontology annotation, cellular component: delta DNA polymerase complex. Gene Ontology annotation, biological process: DNA synthesis involved in DNA repair; DNA-templated DNA replication. The coding region runs from base 1 to 645 and encodes 214 amino acids.
AUGGCAGGUACUCGCGGCACAACCCGCAAAUCCUCCGGUCCAGCGCAAAAGGGUACCCAAAAAACGCUCGCGUUCACAAACAACAAAGUCACCAAACCCUCUGCGGCACUCCCUGGCAAACCCUCGAAACUCUCGCAGAACAUCAAAUCAGAAAUCAUCAAAGCAGAAGAUAUAAAAUCAGAAAUCGACUCUGCGUCGCAGGACCUAGGACAUAUUGAUUCUGCGCCUGCGAUCGAGAGACAGGCGAAAGCGGAGAUCAAGAAUGUGAAACAGGGAUUGAAGGACGGCACGAGGAGUGCGCAGGAGGUGAGGGCGAGUAAAGUCAGCGAUGAGCAGAUUAAGAAGUUUUGGAGAGAUAGGGAGAGGGAGAGGUUGGUGCCGAGGGUUCACAUGGGUGGGAUUCCGCUGGAGGAGAAGGUUUGUAGGUUUUUUGAUAUGAGUAGUGAGUUCGGGCCAUGUAUCGGAAUCUCUCGAAUUCGUCGAUGGACUCGCGCCCAGAAACUUGGUCUUAACCCACCAAUUGAGGUCCUGGCAGUGUUGCUCAAGGAAGAAGACAAAGGAAACGGAAGAAAAAUUGAACGAGCAUAUAUUGAUGAAUUAUUGAAUUCAUGGGGUGGUGUCUCCUCUGAGGCUCAAUCAGGUUGA